AUGCGUCAAAAGCGCGUGCGCGUACUUUUAAUCUCAUUUCCCGUUAUUCUUCGUUUCAUCAUAUCUAUCUAUCUCUCUAUCUAUCUAUCUAUCUAUCGUUCUGAUCUGUUCCUAUCUACCAUUCGGGGGCCGGAUGAUGAUCAUGAUGAAGAUCUAUCUAUCUAUCUAUCUAUCUAUCUAUCUAUCUAUAUAUAUAUAUAUAUAUAUCACAGUUCAUAUAUUUUUUAUCUGCCUCAGCCUUCUGUUCAUAUCUAUGUUCAUAAUCUGUCACAAUUUCUAUCUAUCUAUCUAUCUAUCUAUCUGUAUGCCUAUCUAUCUAUCUAUCUAUCUAUCUAUCUGUAUGCCUAUCUAUCUAUCUAUCUAUCUAUCUAUCUCACCAGUUCAUAUCUAUCUAUCUAUCUAUCUAUCUAUCUAUCUAUCUAUCUCAGCCUGUUCAUAUCUAUCUAUCUAUCUAUCUAUCUAUCUAUCUAUCUAGGAGUUAAAUAG
Molecule: messenger RNA, 486 nt
Organism: Acanthosepion pharaonis
Lineage: Eukaryota; Metazoa; Mollusca; Cephalopoda; Sepiida; Sepiidae
Source: the annotation of a GenBank genome assembly